Argiope bruennichi is the source of this 3010-nucleotide messenger RNA. RefSeq names its product polyadenylate-binding protein 4-like (gene pAbp). NCBI's taxonomy places the organism in Eukaryota, Metazoa, Arthropoda, Arachnida, Araneae, Araneidae. The coding region runs from base 225 to 2177 and encodes 650 amino acids. Gene Ontology annotation, cellular component: cytoplasmic stress granule; ribonucleoprotein complex; nucleus. The transcript is spliced from 10 exons. The record is from RefSeq and is a predicted model, not a curated record. Gene Ontology annotation, molecular function: poly(U) RNA binding; mRNA 3'-UTR binding; poly(A) binding.
CACUCUUUCGUAAGAGUCUGAGUUGGUACGUCGCGUGGAGUUAAGAAACUUUUUUUAAAAUCUUUUACGAGAAAUUUUGCUCUUUGAGCAUAAAAAAAAAUUAAAAAAACUAAAAAAAAACCUAAAAAAAACGAAAAAUAUUUAAAACUUUUAAAAAAAUAUUGAAGCGGAAUAGCUAAACCCUUUGCUGAGUUAGUUCUGUAAGGCUUAAUCAUAAAGGCAUAAUGAAUCCUAACGGUCCAAAUUAUCCGAUUGCCUCCUUAUAUGUUGGAGAUCUUCAUGCUGAUGUUACUGAAGCAAUGCUUUUCGAGAAAUUUAGCACUGCUGGUCCUGUUUUAUCUAUACGAGUAUGUCGAGAUCUAAUUACACGUCGCUCAUUAGGUUAUGCCUAUGUGAACUUCCAACAACCUGUUGAUGCGGAGCGAGCUCUCGAUACGAUGAAUUUUGAUACUGUCAAAGGCAGACCCAUUCGUAUUAUGUGGUCACAACGAGAUCCGUCACUGAGAAAAUCUGGAGUUGGAAAUGUAUUCAUAAAGAAUUUGGACAAGAGUAUUGAUAAUAAGGCCAUGUAUGACACCUUCUCUGCUUUUGGAAAUAUUCUGUCUUGCAAGGUGGCUACUGAUGAAGAGACCGGUUCCAAGGGUUAUGGAUUUGUUCACUUUGAAACCGAAGAAGCAGCUAACAAUGCCAUUCUUAAAGUCAAUGGUAUGCUUCUGAAUGGUAGGAAAGUGUUUGUUGGCAAGUUCAUUCCCCGUAAGGAACGCGAAAAGAUGUUGGGAGAAAAAGCCAGACGAUUCAUGAAUGUCUACAUCAAGAACUUUGGUGAUGACUUGGAUGAUGACAAAUUACGAGAGAUGUUCGAGAAAUAUGGCAAGAUUACUAGUGCAAAGGUUAUGAUGGAUGAUAUGGGCAAAUCUAAAGGAUUUGGCUUUGUGAGCUUUGAAGAUCCAGAAAAUGCAGAGAAGGCUUGUGAAGAUCUGAAUGGCAAAGAGCUUAAUGGAAAGACCCUGUAUGUUGGUCGAGCCCAGAAGAAAUCGGAGAGAGCCGCAGAGCUUAAACGUAGAUUUGAAAUGCUGAAGAUGGAACGCAUGAGCAGAUAUCAAGGAGUAAACUUGUACGUAAAAAAUCUGGAUGAUGCAAUCGAUGAUGAUAGGUUGAGAAAGGAAUUCUCACCAUUUGGAACAAUUACAAGUGCAAAGGUCAUGACCGAUAGUAAUGGCCGCUCCAGAGGGUUUGGCUUUGUCUGCUUCAGCUCUCCAGAAGAAGCAACUAAAGCAGUAACGGAAAUGAAUGGACGAAUUGUAGUUUCCAAACCUCUUUAUGUUGCCCUGGCACAGCGCAAAGAAGACCGUAAAGCCCACUUAGCCUCCCAGUAUAUGCAACGUAUGGCUGGCAUGAGAAUGCAGUUGGGACAGAUGUUCAACCCAGGAAGCGCAGGCUAUUUUGUACCUACCAUGCCACAAACCCAGCGAGGAUACUUCCCACAAAUGACGCAGAUGAGAGCCACACCACGCUGGCCACAAAAUCCACAAAUGAGACCUGGUGGACAACCAGCUGCUGCAUUCCAAGCUAUGCAGACCGCACCUUUCGCUAGAGCUGCAACUCGUCCAGCAGUUGCAGCUGCACAAAACCCGGGUAUGAGAGCAGGCAUGACUGCACGUCCUAUUACUGGACAGCAACCAACUGCUGCUGCUGCAGCUGCAUCUGGAAACAGAGUUCCUGCAAUGGGUCCCACAAGUGUCGGAGCAGCUAGGCCUGCUGGUAUUGCUGCAGCUAAUGUCCCACAGGGUCGACCAGCUGCUUACAAAUAUACGUCAAAUAUGCGAAAUCCACCUCAACCACAAGCGGUACAACAGUCUGUUACACAGCAAGCUGUGGCACAACCAGCAGUACAUAUCCAAGGACAGGAACCUCUGACUGCAUCUAUGUUGGCUGAUGCUAAUGCUCAAGAACAGAAACAAAUGCUGGGUGAACGUCUCUUCCCUGUGAUCCAUCGCUGGUAUCCCGAUAUGGCUGGCAAGAUUACUGGAAUGUUGCUCGAGAUUGACAACUCUGAGCUAUUGCACAUGUUGGAGCAUCACGAGUCUCUGAAGGCUAAGGUUGAAGAAGCUGUCGCUGUGCUUCAGGCUCACCAUGCAAAGGAGAGUCUUGCUGGAAAUAUGAAAAAAGAAGGCUAAAUGCAACUUCUUAAAAAAAUGGAAAAAAAAAUCUACAAAAAAAUAGAAAAAUAUAUAAAAUACAAACUUUAUAAAAAAUCCACGUGAGUACCAUUAUGGAAAAAAUGACAAAAAAAUGGAAAAACUUGAAAAAUAAAAAAUGGACCGGAAUAAACUUUUACUUGUUCAACAGCUUGCGUACUUUCCAUCUUCUGUCAAUUUUGUUUAAUGUCCAAGAAUUUUCCUUUCUUCUAUAUGUUAGGAAAAAUAUUUUUUUCUUUUAUUUUGGCAUCCAAGAUUUAAUUUAUUGUCUAUGUGAACUUCUGUAUGCUUAAUGUCUUCAUCAGUAUUUUAAUGACGUAAGACAAAACUCGAGUAGUUGGCCUUUCUUAAUUGUAUUUUGACUUCCGUAGCCAGAUUAUUAGUACAGAAUGGCCAAUUACUUGGUUUGUUUUAUUUUGCUUUUUCAAUGUAUAACUGUUUAAUCUGCAAUACCUAAAUUUACUUUAAAUUUCCAUUUAAGAUCUUGGUACGUGAAUAUGCUUAUUUUAGCUGCUUAAAUUUAAAGCUUUGUGAAUUCUUUUUAAGGCCCAAGGCAGGUAUUGCAGCUUUUUUUUUUGACAGCAAAAGUGGAAUAUCAGAACAAUGUUAUGUGUUGACUCUGUUACAGUAUACUUUGUUCUACAUUUUUCAUUUUUGUGAUGUGGAUUUUUUUUUGUAAUAGGUAUGGGAUAUUGUAUCCAGAUUUUUUUUCCCAUUAAAAGUUCUUAUUUAUUCAUUUUUUUCUCCUGGUUUAGGAUUUAUUUGUAUCAAAAUUUUGGUUCGUUUCAAAUAAAGUUUUUCAUUUAAAUUUA